Ricinus communis (castor bean) is the source of this 2421-nucleotide messenger RNA. RefSeq names its product bZIP transcription factor 17. The transcript has 2 exons. Gene Ontology annotation, cellular component: nucleus; endoplasmic reticulum membrane. Gene Ontology annotation, molecular function: DNA-binding transcription factor activity. The record is from RefSeq and is a predicted model, not a curated record. The coding region runs from base 129 to 2237 and encodes 702 amino acids. Lineage: Eukaryota; Viridiplantae; Streptophyta; Magnoliopsida; Malpighiales; Euphorbiaceae.
UACAAAAGCUCCAUUAUCCCUCCAGUCCAACAAACUAUUUGUCGUGUGGAAGAAGACCUUCUCUACAAAGUCUUCCUGUUCCUCCUAAAAACUCUCUUCCCUUCUCAAACCCUAACAGCAGACACCCAAUGGGCGAUGCUAUUCUCUCGGAUCACCCACCACUGGAUUCUUCUAACUAUUCUACCGAUGAUUUUGAUUCCCUUGCUAUCCCUCCCCUCGAUCCUAUGUUCCUCUCUGAGCAAUCAUCAGGAGAAAAUUACAAUUUGGUCUCGGAUCUGCAGUUUUCUCUCGAUGAUAAUUAUGAUUUUGACAUCACUUUUGAUGAUCUCGUAGACUUCAAUUUACCCUCCGAUAACGACCACGACCACGGCCACGACCGCUUCUCUAUAGACCCUAAGUCUGCUUCUCCGGAGUUGGGAAUUUCUGGCGAUCAUCAUGUUGCUACGUAUCUGAAUUCCUCCCCUUCGGCUUCCAAUUCUACUACGACUUGUAGUUCAGGUGAUCAAUUGAAUGUUUCCUCUCCGGUGUCCUCUCAAGGCUCUGGAAAUGGCGGAUCGGGUGUUUCUGAUUCGGUUAAUUUCGUGGUUGACCAGAAGGUUAAACUUGAAGAAGAAGGAAGUAAUAGUAAAAAUAAAAACGGCAGCCUUUCAAAGAGGAAAAAAGAGAAUGGCAGCGAAGAUACCAGAAAUCAAAAAUACCGGAGGUCUGAGAAUUCAAAUGCUAAUACGCAGUGCGUGAGCGAUGAGGAUGAGAAAAGGAAAGCAAGGUUAAUGAGAAAUAGAGAGAGCGCGCAGUUGUCUAGACAGCGAAAGAAACAUUAUGUGGAAGAGCUGGAAGAUAAGGUAAAGACAAUGCAUUCGACUAUUGCUGAUUUGAAUUCGAAAAUUUCGUUCUUUAUGGCCGAAAAUGCGACUUUGAGGCAGCAGUUGAGUGGCGGAAAUGGUAUGCGCCCACCUCCUAUGUAUGCGCCUAUGCCAUACCCAUGGGUGCCUUGUGCUCCUUAUGUUGUUAAGGCGCAAGGGUCUCAAGUGCCAUUGGUUCCAAUUCCUAGAUUGAAGUCACAGCAGCCUGUGUCAGCUGCCAAAUCUAAAAAGUCCGACCCUAAGAAAGCUGAGGGUAAGACUAAGAAGGUUGCCAGUGUUAGUUUUUUGGGUUUGUUAUUUUUUGUUUUGCUGUUUGGUGGUUUGGUGCCUAUUGUGAAUGUUAAGUUCGGAGGAGUUGGGGAGAAUGGUGCUAAUGGUUUUGUUAGUGACAAGUUUUAUAAUCGGCACAGAGGCAGGGUUUUGAGAGUUGAUGGACAUUCAAAUGGGUCCCAUGAGAAUGUUGAUGUUGGGUUCUCCACUGGAGAUUUCGACAGUGGUUUUAGAAUUCAAUGUGGGAGAGGUAGGAAUGGAUGUUUAGCUGAGAAGAAAGGACGACUGGAACAUUUACCAGAGGCAGAUGAACUGGUUCGUCGUGGUAAUAAUAGUAAGCCCCUUGCAGCAUCUUUAUAUGUGCCAAGGAAUGAUAAGCUUGUCAAGAUUGAUGGUAACUUGAUAAUCCAUUCUGUUCUGGCCAGUGAGAGGGCUAUGUCCUCUAAUGAGAAUCCUGAAGCAAACAAAAGUAAGAAGACAGGUUUGGCCAUCCCUAGGGAUUUGUCUCCAUCACCAACUAUCCCUGGGCGGUAUUCUCACUUAUAUGGACAUCAUAAUGAAAGGCAGAAGGCCCUUACUUCUGGGUCUUCUGAUACUUUGAACGACCAUAAGAAGUCAGCUGCAGCUGAUGGUAAACUGCAACAGUGGUUUCAUGAAGGUCUCGCUGGGCCACUGUUGAGUUCUGGCAUGUGCAGUGAAGUGUUUCAGUUUGAUGCCUUGCCAACUCCAGGAGCUAUUAUUCCUGCUUCCUCAGUUUCUAAUAUUACAGCAGAGGGCCAGCAGAAUGCUACUAACCACAAGAAAGGGAAAAAUAGAAGGAUUCUCCAUGGUCUUCCAAUUCCCCUGACAGGAUCUGACCUCAAUAUUACUGGAGAACAUGUUGGAAAUUCUCAGAAAGAGAACUUUCAAGGUAAUAAAUCAGUCUCUCCAAUGGUAGUCUCUGUGCUUGUUGACCCCAGAGAAGCUGGCGACAUUGAGGUUGAUGGCGUGAUUGCACCAAAGUCAAUUUCUCGGAUUUUUGUAGUCGUGCUUUUAGACAGUGUGAAAUAUGUUACUUAUUCGUGCGUGCUUCCACGCUCUGGCCCUCAGUUAGUGACAACAUGAGAGUAUAGACAGCAGUUGGAGUUGUGGAUUAUAAACUCAACUCCGCCGCCAGUUUUGUAUAUAACAGGUAACAAAAUAGCAGCUCCGUCAGCAAUUUAACCUCCUAAUUACGCAUACGACUCAAAAGUUGUACUCUAGAACAUUUAACAAGAUCUUAUGUUUAAUGUAUCUUCGGAUUCCAGAA